AUGGCGGAGAAACGCCCUGUGGUAUCACCGCCUCGUGGUUUCACUCGUCCUUCGAGCCCUGUCCGCUCCAGCAGUCGGCCCAAAUCACUGACAACCAUCCUCCUGGUCAACAAUAUUCACUGCGCAUCUUGUGUGACAUACGCCAAAGAGGUUCUCUUCCACCUACCGCACAUUGCCCGCGUUGAUAUUUCAAUCCUCAAGCAUGAAGUUCGGGUCUCGCACUCUUCUGAGCUCCAGCCUACAGAGCUGGUUGAUGCCCUUACAGAUGCUGCCUUUGAGGUAUUCCAUGCAACCACCCAAAACGAGCUAGGGGUCACCGUCAACGAUAUUGAUGUCGACACCUCUUCCUGGAACGCAGGCUCUUGGCUACGCCCUACUUCUCACCUUUCCCUGGCCGCGAUGGACACACGUGCAAAGGACAGAAACAGUCGUCACAUUGCCAACUGCGACUCUUGCAAACAGGAGCAGGAAAAGCCUGCUUUGAAUGAAGGGCCAUGGCUUCCUCUAGAAAAGCGCCAAGCAGAGAAGAUCCCGUCAGGUCAGCCCCGUGAGCCCACACAGGCUGAACACAAGGAUGAGGAUGAAUACAGCGCUCAGUCUGUCAGUGUCAAUCUCCUCACCCACAGCGCAGCCAUAACCUAUGGAGGCCGCAGAGAAAAUAUCGACAAGAUUGUUGAGCAAAUCGAGGACAUCGGCUAUGGAGCCAGCGCUCAGGAAGUAACUCUCAAACCACGACAACGAGACCUCUACGUGGCCAAUCUAAGCAUAUCUGGAAUUACCUGCGGUUCCUGUGUCGGGACUAUCACACGUGGUGUCAAGGCUUUCUCUUUUGUAACUGACGCCGUCAUCGACUUGCUGGGUCAUUCUGGUAGAGUCGAAUUUGAAAGCGAAACGAACCUCCCACAGAUUCUCAAAAGUAUCGAAGAUUUGGGAUACGAUGCCACGGUCAUCGACUGUAAGCCCGUUGCCGGCACCGAAGCUACCGAUAGUGGUCCGAAACCCCGGACCAUAUGGAUCAAGGUGGACGGGAUGUUUUGCCAUCAUUGUCCUCAAACCGUUUUGAGCGCUUUGGAAGACAUAUCAGAGGGUAAAAUCGAAGUGCAAGAAAAGUUAACUACUCAAAAACCCGUUGUCGCAAUAAACUACCUCCCUGACCCGCCAAACAUGACCGUUCGAAGCAUCAUAUCCGCCAUUGAAGCAUCCAACAAAGCUUUCAAGGCGAGUGUUUACCACCCACCGUCCAUCGAAGACCGUUCUCGGGCAAUGCAAAAGCAGGAGCAACAUCGCUUGUUACUCCGUCUCUUGUUCACUUUUAUUGUCGCAAUACCUACGUUCCUCAUUGGAAUUGUCUGGAUGGCCGUCGUUCCCAAGUCAAAUUCAAUCCGCCAGUUUCUGGAGGAACCCAUGUGGGCUGGUUCUGCAUCCCGCCUGGAAUGGGCCUUGUUCAUCAUGACCACCCCCGUGAUGGUAUACGGCACCGAUGUGUUCCACGUCCGUGCUCUCAAGGAGAUACGAGCCUUGUGGAGACCCGGCAGCCGUGUUCCCUUCCUUCGCCGUUUUUACCGUUUCGGGAGCAUGAACAUGCUGAUCUCUGCUGGUACAUCUGUCGCGUAUUUUGCCUCCUUGGCCGUUUUGAUCGUCAAUGCCAAAAGCAAGAAGCAUGAGGCUGGACACACGUCCACAUACUUUGAUACUGUGGUCUUUCUGACGUUGUUUAUUUUGGCGGGCAGAGCUCUUGAGGGUUACAGCAAAGCUAAAACCGGGGAUGCUGUUGCGAUGCUCGGUAAACUGCGGCCAUCUGAAGCAUUACUCGUUGUCGAAACCCCAUCUACUGGAGACGAAGGUGCCGGAUCUAGCAUUCAGCGUGUGUCUGUCGACCUCCUCGAAAUUAAUGAUAUCGUGAACGUUCCCCAUGGAGCAUCUCCACCGGCUGAUGGGAUGGUUACGGGAACCGGCACAUACAAAUUCGACGAAAGCUCGCUGACCGGAGAGUCCAUGCCUGUGCGCAAAGUUGCCGGUGACAAGGUUUUCUCUGGCUCCGUCAACGUUGGGCAACCGGUGUCCAUCCAGGUCACUGAUCUCGGUAGCACAUCUAUGUUGGAUCAGAUCGUGGCGGUGGUUCGGGAGGGACAAGCCAAAAGGGCUCCAGUGGAAAGAGUAGCGGAUAUUAUGACGGGCUACUUUGUCCCUAUUAUUACCCUUAUCGCCAUCCUCACUUUCGUCAUCUGGGUUGGUUUGGGCGAAUCCGGUAGGCUUUCUUCGGACUACCUCGAUACCACCCAAGGAGGGUGGCCAUUCUGGUCCUUACAGUUUGCCAUUGCCGUCUUCGUUGUUGCUUGUCCCUGCGGUUUGGCCCUGGCUGCCCCAACCGCUCUGUUUGUUGGUGGCGGUCUGGCUGCUAAACGAGGUAUUCUGGUUCGGGGCGGCGGAGAAGCUUUCCAAGAGGCGAGCAAGCUGGAUGCCAUUGUAUUUGACAAGACCGGCACCUUAACUGAGGGAGGCACCCUGAAGGUGUCUGAUCAUGAGGUGCUUAUCAAAGACGAAGAGUUGGAACAAGUUGCAUGGGCGGUUGCCAAAACCUUGGAGGAGAGCAGCACCCAUCCCAUCGCCAGAGCGAUUGUUGAAUUUUGCAAUGGUCGAUCGGCAGUCUCCGCUACUUCGUCUGCCAUCACUGAAAUUGGCGGUCAAGGGAUGAAGGGCACCUUUACCGUUCCCGCAGCAAAUCCCCAGGAUGUCCCGGUUGAAUAUGAGGCCGCAAUUGGAAAUCAGCGCCUUUUGGAGUCUCUUGUCAGCGCCGAUCACGAUACAUACUACUUGGACAAUCUCCUGUCCAAGUACCAAUCCGCAGGACGUUCGACUGCUAUUCUUGCUAUCCGCAGAGUGUCCGACACUGACAAGUUCGUUCCGGCAAUCGUCUUUGCUACAGCUGAUCCUAUCCGCGCCGAAUCCAUAGACGUCAUUGCUCAGCUUCGCGCCAACCGCAUCGAGGUCUACAUGUGCACAGGCGAUAACACCGUCACCGCCCACGCCGUCGCUGCGACCCUCGGCAUCCCCAGCUCAAACGUAAUGUCAAACGUCCUCCCCACCCAAAAGGCAGAAUACAUCCGCAAGAUCCAAGGAAACGAACUAUCCCCCGAGUCCCACAGAGGUACCCAGAAAAAGACCAUCGUCGGCUUCGUUGGCGACGGCACGAAUGAUUCUCCCGCCCUCGCGGCCGCAGACGUCAGUAUCGCCAUGGCCUCCGGCUCCGACGUCGCCGUCAGCUCCGCAGGCUUCAUCCUCCUCAAUUCCGACCUGCGCACCAUCCUCGAGCUCUGCAAGCUGAGUCGGCGCGUGUUCCGGCGCGUGAAAUGGAACUUUUUGUGGGCUGCGGUGUACAAUGUGUGCCUGAUCCCCGUCGCGGCCGGCGUCUUCUAUCCCAUUGUGAGCGGAACGAAGACGGAUGCGCACGGGCGGGUUGUGAACACCCAUUGGCGGCUGGAUCCGGUGUGGGCGGCUCUGGCGAUGGCGUUGAGCAGCUUGUCGGUUGUGUUGAGCAGUUUGGCGCUGAGGUUGGAGUGGCGAGGUGUUCGGAAGUGGAUUGGGAAGAUGUUGUUGGGGCUGAAGAGGAAGUGA
Molecule: messenger RNA, 3615 nt
Organism: Uncinocarpus reesii 1704
Lineage: Eukaryota; Fungi; Ascomycota; Eurotiomycetes; Onygenales; Onygenaceae
Exons: 3
Coding region: 1-3615 (1204 amino acids)
Biological process (GO): monoatomic cation transport; copper ion homeostasis
Cellular component (GO): membrane
Molecular function (GO): ATP hydrolysis activity; copper ion binding; ATP binding
Source: RefSeq, a predicted model, not a curated record